Molecule: messenger RNA, 2934 nt
Organism: Trypanosoma cruzi
Lineage: Eukaryota; Euglenozoa; Kinetoplastea; Trypanosomatida; Trypanosomatidae
Exons: 1
Coding region: 1-2934 (977 amino acids)
Source: RefSeq, a predicted model, not a curated record
AUGGAUUACCGGGACCGCGUUAUUGCUUUGUACCAGUGCUACGCGCCGGAAAAGAUGGCCGGCGUUGAUGCGCAGCUUUCGAAGUACGAGGGCCGUGAGGAGGAGUUUAUUCAGGCUAUUAUCAACAAGUACGGUCCAGAACCGGAUUCUGCGGAGGGAAUUGCCGAGAAUGAAUAUAAUGCCCAAGAAGGGGAAGAAGAUGAAUGGUAUGCGUACUAUCGCCAGCGUCUUGUGAACUUUUACACCAUUUACGCCUCAGAAAAGAUUGAUUCCGUCGACAAUCAGCUAAAAAAAUACGCUGGACGUGAGGAGCCACUUUUUGAGGCUUUGGUAGCCAAGUAUGGACCCGAGCCGGAAUACGAGAAUGCCGAUGAAAAUGAAAAAGAAGCGGCUGAUAAGACGAACCUUUCUUAUGAAAAUGUCGGUGAGAAUGAAAAUAAAACGGGUAGUAAAGAGAAACUUUCUUAUCGUGACAGAGUUGUAGCGUUGUACAACUUGUAUGUUCCCAGCAAGCUGGGUGACGUGGACGCGCAGUUGGAGAAGUACCGUGGCCGUGAGGAGGAGUUCAUUGCUGCAUUGGAGCAGAAGUAUGGUCCCGAGCCAUCAGUUGCGGAGAGUGCCUCAGCAGACUACCGCAGCCGUGUUGUGUCCAUCUAUGAGCGCUAUGCCCCUGGCAAGCUGGGUGACGUGGACGCACAGUUGGAGAAGUACCGUGGCCAUGAGGAGGAGUUCAUUGCUGCAUUGGAGCAGAAGUAUGGUCCCGAGCCAUCAAUUGCGGAGAGUGCCUCAGCAGACUACCGCAGCCGUGUUGUGUCCAUCUAUGAGCGCUAUGCCCCUGGCAAGCUGGGUGACGUGGACGCGCAGUUGGAGAAGUACCGUGGCCAUGAGGAGGAGUUCAUUGCUGCAUUGGAGCAGAAGUAUGGUCCCGAGCCAUCAGUUGCGGAGAGUGCCUCAGCAGACUACCGCAGCCGUGUUGUGUCCAUCUAUGAGCGCUAUGCCCCUGGCAAGCUGGGUGACGUGGACGCACAGUUGGAGAAGUACCGUGGCCAUGAGGAGGAGUUCAUUGCUGCAUUGGAGCAGAAGUAUGGUCCCGAGCCAUCAAUUGCGGAGAGUGCCUCAGCAGACUACCGCAGCCGUGUUGUGUCCAUCUAUGAGCGCUAUGCCCCUGGCAAGCUGGGUGACGUGGACGCGCAGUUGGAGAAGUACCGUGGCCAUGAGGAGGAGUUCAUUGCUGCAUUGGAGCAGAAGUAUGGUCCCGAGCCAUCAGUUGCGGAGAGUGCCUCAGCAGACUACCGCAGCCGUGUUGUGUCCAUCUAUGAGCGCUAUGCCCCUGGCAAGCUGGGUGACGUGGACGCACAGUUGGAGAAGUACCGUGGCCGUGAGGAGGAGUUUAUCGCUGCAUUGGAGCAGAAGUAUGUUUACGGCAGUGGGUCUGCAUUGCCGUCCUUAUAUGUAAGUGGAACUUUGUCGCCAGUUGUGUCAGAAAAGGCAGGUAGCUCACAUCAAAUGGUGCUUAUGGGAAUGGCCUUGACUACAAUUAUGGAAGAGGAGAGUGCCAGACGGCUGGAGCUGCUGGAGGCUUUUACUGCUGGAUUGAUGAGCCUCAGUAUGGAUGCCGAGUCCGAGAGGCGUUUGAAAGUGGAACAUCAGGAGCAAUUGGCGGCGGCUGUUUUUGAGGAGUUUUUUAUUCGACUUCAAAUUAUUGCUGAAGAGGCGAUGGGCCGUCCCGUAUUGGAGCAUCCGCACUUUCCGUUUGUCUCGGAUAAGAGUGCGGAUGCUGUGGCACGUUUCUUUGCGGCAUUGGGCACGACACAUGUGAACGGCAAAGCGUUUAUUAUGGCUUCAGCGUGUCGUCUUCUUUUUUUCGAGGCCGUUGGUGAGGAGUUGUUGGAGGAGCCACAAGGCGAACUUGUCUCGCUCGAGGAGUUCCGCCAGCUACUGACCCGCGCUUGUCACUGCGAGAAGGAUGUCGUGGCGAGGUUGCAGAGUUUCGUGUCGAUGGCAAAGCGACAGGAGCGACCUACAGUCCUCGCGGCACCUCAGGAGCUUUGCGCGGGUUUUUGGGCCUACAGAUGUGUGAAACCUUGCGUUGCGGAGGAUUGGCAGCGUGUGUGGGUCGUGCUGGAGAAUGACACACGGCUGGUGAUCCGGCGGCCGAAUAUAAAGAAGCCAGAGCUGACAAUCCCUGUCGGCCAAGUGAUUAAAUGCCAACUGUCGUCGAUGCUUGGGACCCAGGCACCACGGUCGUGUGCCAAGAACGGAUUGUACCUGCAGCUUUCAAGUGGCGUCAAUCCCGUUUUGUUGCUGUUAUGCCCUCAGCGUGUGGCAAAUGCACAAGCGCUCGUCAAAAUGUUUUUUCGCGGUGUUCCCCAAAAAACGUCGGGGAUGACGAGAGAUGUCGUCGCCGAAGCUAAAGAUACGCUAAUGAAUAAAGGUGAAGUUAAAAUUUCAGCUCCCGCUGCUGGUGAGAUUUGCCGAACUGAGGACGCAUGUGUUGCGACAAUUGUGUGGUGUUGUCGCGGUGGCUGCAGUAAAUUUGUUCGUUCCGUUUGGACUUUGGUGGGUGACUCCAUCGUGCACCAAGCCGUGGGGGAAAAGGAGAAUUUUACUUGGGGCCUGGCAACAGUGAGGGAUGUCUACCUCGUCAACGAGCUUGGCAUGAGGCCACCGGUGCCCACUGCAAAACAUGGUUUUGUUGUACUACUCGAAAAGGGAUCGCUGUUCUGCUGCACGGAGACUGCUGCUGCUCGCGACGCAAUUGUCGGCUACAUGAAGCGGGUGGUUUUCAAGCAUUUCCUUCAGUCAAAUCAAAAACGCGCCUCCGCUCUCACUUCACUCAUGACGGAGGAAAGUAAAGAAGGGAAGGGUGGUGCACCUCUGGCCUCCGCGAAGCACAGAGUACCCGGCGUUGCUCAUUCUUCAUCUCGCCGAUGA